This is a messenger RNA of Stereum hirsutum FP-91666 SS1, 1716 nucleotides long. Its product is annotated as HCP-like protein. The coding region runs from base 1 to 1716 and encodes 571 amino acids. The record is from RefSeq and is a predicted model, not a curated record. The transcript is spliced from 2 exons. Lineage: Eukaryota; Fungi; Basidiomycota; Agaricomycetes; Russulales; Stereaceae. Gene Ontology annotation, molecular function: protein binding.
AUGUCGAUUCAUUCGACCAGCAGUGGCGACCGCCAAAGUGGAGCGUACGCGGACGGGAGCGAAUACCACGGUUACCAGCCGCCGGAGUCCGAUUCCACCAGCUUUUACUCGGUAAACAGUGGGCAUAGCGGUGCUUCGGAUCCCGCAGCGCAACAACAAGCAUAUGGUUACGCUCCCCAGCAGUACGGGCCUCCUGCACAUCCUGCUUUACCCAAUCCAGGCGAGUACAAUCCACUCUAUGCGGCUGCGUCGAACGUGCUUGGUGUCGGUCUCCCUCCACCCAACGGUGCUCCUCCGCAAGGUCCGGUCGGUUAUGCCCCUCAACCACCUCCGAAUCAAGGCUACGCAGGCCAUCCAGGCGAGAGCGUCGUCUCCCUCUCGUCGAGUCACUCUAUGCCCUCCAUGGAUUCGACUGGUACAAUUCCGUAUGGCCAAGGCGUACCCCCCGCCGGGUACGCCCCCUCAAUCAUGCCAUCCAACGCCUCUACCCUCAGUCCCGUCGAAGAUGCCGAAUUCGAGCCUAGACCAUCUAUGAACCGAAUGGGCACCGCGACCUCCGUUGCUCUUGCCACCCGCAAGAUCAAAGCUGUGGAUCUCCGCGCGCCGCCGUACACGAAAGAAUACAUUGACGGCUAUCGACAACGAAUAAAGGCCGAUCCAGAUCCUGAAGCCCACUUUGCAUACGCGAAGUACCUCAUCGACGCAGCGAAGAAGAUCGGUGCAGACGCCAAGGACCAGCGGGCCGUGCGAAAAUAUCGCGAUACGCUCGUUCAGGAGUCCUUGAAAGUGAUGCGCCGACUGGCUACCCAGGGGCAGCCAUACGACGAAGCUCAAUUCUUCCUCGCUAAUUGCCAUGGAACUGGCAUGCUCGGGCUACAAGUCGACCACGAAAAGGCGUAUCAUCUCUACCUUCAGGCAGCGAAGCAAAACCACCCGGCUGCGACUUAUCGUGUAGCUGUAUGCAACGAGAUCGGUGCUGGGACGCGGAAAGAGCCACCCCGUGCGGCUGCAUUCUAUCGUAAAGCUGCCUCGUUAGGCGACACAGCAGCGAUGUACAAGCUCGGGAUGAUCUUACUGCAUGGUACCCUGGGCGAAGCCAAAAACCCACGCGAGUGCGUAGGAUGGCUCCGGCGGGCAGCAGAGCAAGCCGACGAGGACAACCCGCACGCUCUGCACGAGCUCGCCCUUCUCCACGAGAUGCCCAACAACCAAUAUGUCCCCUAUGAUCCCUACCGCGCGAGAGAACUCCUCACCAGGGCCGCACAGCUGGGCUAUACCCAGUCGCAAUAUAAACUCGCCCAGUGUUAUGAAUACGGAACACUCGGUUGUCCCGUCGAUCCCAGAAGGUCUAUCGGGUGGUAUACCAAGGCGGCAGAAAAGGGAAAUUCAGAGGCUGAAUUGGCGUUGAGCGGGUGGUAUUUGACGGGAAGUGAGGGUGUGUUGGUUCAGAGUGAUUCGGAGGCUUACUUGUGGGCAAGAAGAGCGGCGAAUAAGGGCUUGAGCAAAGCGGAGUAUGCGGUGGGAUACUACGCAGAAGUUGGUAUCGGAAUUAAGCAGGAUAUUGAGUUUGCGAAGCGGUGGUAUAUGCGUGCGGCAGCACAAGGGAACAAGCGCGCUAUGAACCGAUUGACCGAGAUGAAGAGGCAAGGCAAUAAACGCGCCAACGUUGCUCGCCCCACACGACAACAAGCGAAAGACGAAUGUGUCAUCUCAUGA